Molecule: messenger RNA, 2066 nt
Organism: Arachis ipaensis
Lineage: Eukaryota; Viridiplantae; Streptophyta; Magnoliopsida; Fabales; Fabaceae
Source: RefSeq, a predicted model, not a curated record
AGAUGAGUACAUACUUGAAAUGGAAAGUAGGUCAUAACAAUGCAGAAUCAACCCAUAAGCGAUAAGCACAAACAAACACAAGUUGAGUAUUAGCCUAUUAGGUUGCACAAGAGAGAACCAAGUGUAAUAAGGGAGUGAUCAACGGAGGAUAAUGAUUUCACGCGGAGCCAUUAUCACCUAAUAAUAUAACUACUAUUAUUUCCAUACCAAGAAGAAGAUUUCUCUCUCUCUCUCUCUCUCUCUCUCUCUCUCUAUUCCCUCACCCUCUAUCUACUGUUUCUUGCUUCCUAUCUUUGCAGCUACCUUGGUAGGGUUCUGCAACAGUACUAGUACUACUUUGUCCGUUUUCACUCUUAAUACAAAAAAAGGGACUCUAACAUCAGCAACAACCGCAGAAAGAUCGCACUAUUAUUUGUGUUGUGGGCCUUUCUGCUUCAAUCAUGCCAUCAGGUGCCAAGAAGAGGAAAGCCGCUAAGAAAAAGAAGGAAAAAGAAACCACCAACAACCUUCAAGGAAUUGAUGAGUCGAAGGUUCAAGAUGAUAAAGGAAGUGAUGGUGGCUCGCCGGCGUAUUGCGACCAUGACCAUCACCAGCCAUUCAAAGAAGGGAAUGAGGAGGCGGCAGAGGUGGUGGAGGCAAACCUGUCAGCUGCUCUACCAUCCGCAGAAGUAGUUCCUACUCGUGAUGUUAAGAUUGAUGAAACUGUAGGACGAAAGGACGAAUUCGGUGUUGUGACAGAGACGGAGUUGAAGGCUGAGGAGGAACGCGAGAUUGGCGAUGGAAAUGAUGUGGAAGCUAAGUCAACAAAGGAAUUAGAUUAUGAGAAAGGCGGUGGUAGUUCAAACGGUGAAGCCGCUAGUGAAAAGAAUUUGAGGGAUGAAAGAGAUAGUUCAAUAAAAGAGACAGUUAAAUAUGAUGAGUUGGUUGAAUCAAUUGAUUCUUCACAUGCCAAAAUGACAUCUAUGGCUGAAGAUGCACCAGCUUGCAUGGCUGAUAAUUCGGUUGUGGAAUCUUCUAAUUGUUCGGCUAAGGCAGCAGGUGCUUUAUCUGAGGUGAAAAGCACUGGUAAUGGAAAUGCACUACAAGAAAAACUGGUAGUCUCUCAAGUAGGAGCAACUGAAUUUGGUAUGAAGAGAAAAGAGGAUGAUAGAACAUCAACUUUCGAGGAACCUAAACCAAAGGAAUUCAACAAUGAAGUGUUUUUAUCACCAGCUGUUUCUAUUCCUUUACCCAAGUCCACAAAUGAAACAGAUGUCAGAGAUUCUGAGACUCCAGAAUGCUCUGAAAAUCAGCCUCUGGCAGCAUCAGCUCCACGAAUGGUCCAAAAGACAUCCUGGUUGAAUUGCUGUGGACUAUUUGAAGUUCUGUCCGGCACAGAGAGAUAAGUACAGAGUGUCUGAGAGACUCGGUCCUCUCCUAGUCUAAUUCUGUAUUUGAACCUUCUGAGAUGCUUUCCUCAGCACUCUCUCACCCCCACCACCCAUAAUUCCACCUCUAACGGAAUCUAUUUCAGAAAAUCAUCCUCUCAGUACAUGCCUCUAUUUCAUCCCUUGUUCACAUGCCAUUCUCUUCUUUUUUUAUUUUUUAAAAGGAUACUCUUUCUAAAUAAACUCUGUCACAAGGUAAAAUGCUCGUAGUGUCAGAGCAGUAUCAUUUAUUAUCUUUCACCACCCCCUUCCAAAUAUACCUUGUCCGCUAGGUGGAAAGCUGGAAACAAGCAAUGAAUCUCUGCUGCCAAUUCCCAUUACUUUCCAAAAUCGGGGAGGUUCUGACACUUGAUUUGUACUUUUUAAUGUGCUGCUGAAUUUGUGCUAACUGGCAAGGCAGCUUCAGGAUGCACUUGUAGCUCAUUCCUUAGAUGGUGCUGCUUGUGUGUUAAUUUUUUGUUUUCAUUCCUUGUUUUUGGUUUUCAUGAAGUUGAAGAGGUUGUUUCAGUCUGCUAUACUUUAGCUUCAGUUAUGUUCUUAGUAGAGGAGAAAGCAUGGAAAGUAUCCCAUGUUUGUAACUUUAGAACCACUUCCAUUCACUCAAAUUUUUAUGGCUAUCUUAUUGAUUUUUAUUGUUCA